AUGGACAGGGAAUACUAUUUCCUGUCAUUCGACGACGACGAAUGGAUACAUUACGGACGGCACCGCCUCGCUGAAGAUGCACCACUGCUGAAUUUGGAGUGCCGCAAUACUAAACCUUCGAAGUACGGGAAACGUUUGAGAGGACACGCUUUUGACGACCGAGCGGUGCAGAGCAUUGAUAUUCACGCGUCACUGGGUAUUGGCACUCGUGAUCGUAAUUCCACUCAUACCUACUGUGCAUCGAGAAGUAUCACUCGUCAAGCGUCAUGUCACGCAAAUUCAGCGGCACAGCCUGCGGGCAAUGGACACCAGGCUCAGCACUGCGGUUCCCAACAUUACACCACACAUCGUGACGCACUGCAGCAAUCAGCGCCUCGAAUAACCAUAUCAUUCACGCCAACGCCAUCCUGCACGCUUGUUAAUGCCCUUCGACCAGAUAUUAGAGGAGUACCGGAGCCGUGUCAUACUAUACACAAUCAUAUUACUGCAUUCGUGACUAGCGAGUUUGACGACUCACUCGUUCCACUCCACUUCGCCGAUGUUCCCGUCUCACAGUUCAGUACUGUCGAUGGCGCACUGUGUGGAUGA
This is a messenger RNA of Suillus subalutaceus, 588 nucleotides long. RefSeq lists its product as uncharacterized. Lineage: Eukaryota; Fungi; Basidiomycota; Agaricomycetes; Boletales; Suillaceae. Bases 1 to 588 code for a protein of 195 amino acids. The record is from RefSeq and is a predicted model, not a curated record. The transcript is spliced from 2 exons.